Mizuhopecten yessoensis (Yesso scallop) is the source of this 4220-nucleotide messenger RNA. Its product is annotated as four-jointed box protein 1-like. Lineage: Eukaryota; Metazoa; Mollusca; Bivalvia; Pectinida; Pectinidae. Bases 1145 to 2536 code for a protein of 463 amino acids. The record is from RefSeq and is a predicted model, not a curated record. Gene Ontology annotation, biological process: cell-cell signaling. The transcript is spliced from 3 exons.
CCCACUGUCAUUCAAUAGGACCUAUGUUCUACCCAGUCGUAACAAAAACAAAACGAGGAACGAUACAGUUACACUAUAAAACUCCAUCAAAUCUCCAUCCGGCUAGGUUUAAUACCUUGGUUUAAAGUCCCGCCCUGUAUUGUUGGUGCGGUAAUGGCCCUGGUCCAGUGUUUGGGACAAGUCGGUUAGAUUUACUUGUGGUAUUUUUUAUUGCCUUCAGUGUUUUUGUGUAUAUGCAGAUCUGUUUUGUCUGUUGAGGCAGAUGGCCUGUGGACUUCAACAGGUGUGGAUGUUAGGCACACAGCUGAAAUAGUGUGGUUUAUGAAACUACGUUCAUGUUUAUUCAAUUGACAACAACAGAAACAAUUCAGGAUGCGGGAACUUUUUAACUUUCUAUUCUUUUUCAUUUGUAUUUUAAAAGUCCAUUACGGCGAACAGAUUACAUUUUGCAUGGGAAUUGAUACCAUCUCGAACAUGUUUUAUACAAAUUACCCAACACUAUUUCCGUAUUUAUCAGCUUAAAUUGGAGUAUUUUCGUUACUCUUCGCCGAUGUGGAUUAUUCAACGACUGAGAGAGUUUAUAUAAGGACAGACUUUAUUUGUUUGGAAGGUAUCUCAUAAACUACACCUCACAAGGCCGAUCGUCUCGUGAACAUAAGGGAUUCGAACCCGGAUCCAUGUCGCUCAGUACGGGAGCCCGCAUACAAGGACGGUCAAAUCUGAGAAUCAGCCGGUGUCAUGGCGGUGACAAAAUUGUGUUGAGGUGUGGACAACUGUUGGCGUGAAUGACGACGGGUGGCACUGGUCACUACCUGACCAUAGCACAGCGUGAAUAAUCAUCAGCUUGUGACACCUGACCAGUUUAUGACAGGACCAAAGUAUAACUCUCGGGAUUUUGUUUCCAUUCAUGGCAGAACGAGUCCGUGACUCGGAUAGUUAACCUUAUAGUACCAAAUACCAACUCAGGUGAAAAUAAAUUCGUAACAGGAAAUUAGGAAAGUGACCUUUUCGUUGCUGGAACGUUAAUUCUAAAUUUCUUUCGACGACGGAGGUUGUAAUUUUUGGAUAUAAUGUGAUCGUGCACGGAAUAGCCCGUGUGUGUGUUGUGUGUUUGUGCUGUGUGUUUCCGUGGCCCGUACUGGGUAUGAGAAAGAGUACCGGGUAUGUCAUGAUGGGCAUCGGAUUCACAUUAGGAAUUGUGUUGGGACUGCUUAUACAACUUCCGGUCAUCACCCUCCCAACUUCCGGUCGGGGACAAGGGGACCUGGGGCUAGACCUCGUGGGGUCGGAACUGGACAUCAGGAAGAAAGCACUGACGAGCGAGUUAAAUAACGGCGAUCUUAAUCAGGACUUACGGAACGGCGAGGGGUUGAACAGAAUUACACAGAAUUACCCUCUAAGAGGAUUGAAACAUUCGCUUCACAGUGUUGUUUAUCCCACGAACAAUGGGAGUAAGUCGCACUUACAGGAGAAAUCUGUGCCGAUCCCUGAUAUUACACCCGAUUACCGGCCACAAUCCGGCAAUCAACCGGUCGAUUCACCUCCGGCCACUGGACUGGACAUCCCCAAGCAGGGCAAGCGGGGUGUUGACUGGGUCAAGGCUGUUUCGGACAUGGUGGACGGAAUUGUGUGGACCUCUUCACUGGAAAACAGCUGUAAAACUAGACAAUCAGAUCAAGAACAAAAACAAUGGCGGGAAAAAUCGACCCGAUCGAAAGUUGUGAAAAUGAGUGAAGGAUGUGGAAGGAUGCAGAAUCGCCUGCUCAUGUUGUCGGAUGGAACACGUGCAUGCGCGCGGUACCGUCUCAACACGGAUCAGAUUCAGGGUGAAAUUUAUUCCUUCUAUCUUGGGAAACUCCUACGCAUCAACAAUUUAUUACCCACAGUGCUAAGUGUGGUCAAUUCACACAGUGACAACUGGCGGACGGUUCAUACGGAAAUGGCUAAUGCCCAGUGGUCAGACAAUAAGGUGGUGGUUAUUACACAAUGGUCAGGGGGACUAAACCCCGCCUACAUUCCCAUCCAUCUCAGGGGAGACGACCGCGCGCUCUUCCCUACAUCCGGGGAACUCGGUGACAUGGGCGCGUGCGAACUGAUGCAAUGGUCAGAUCUUAUAGUGUUUGAUUAUUUAAUUGCUAAUCUUGACCGCGUGGUUAAUAAUAUCCACAACAAACAGUGGAAUAGUCAAAUGAUGGAGAGCCCUGCUCACAAUUUGGAGCGGGACACGGACGGGAAUCUCAUUUUUAUGGACAAUGAGUCGGGAUUGUUCCAUGGCUACCGGCUCCUGGACAAAUAUUCGUCCUAUCACACAUCUUUGUUAGAUUCUCUGUGUGUGUUUAGAAACAGUACAGCAAGCAUUAUAGAACGUUUACACCUUUCCGGUAACGUCGGAGAGGAACUCCAUGAAACGUUUGUCCGGGAAGAGCCUGCUCAUAGCUUUGUCCCGACCAUACCAAAAAAGAACAUGAAAAUUCUACAGCAAAGGGUCGGCGACGUUUAUGAGCAGAUCCAGCAUUGCAGAGUCCGCUUUAUGUAAUAAUCAUGCCAUGUAUUAACACAAUAAUACAGUGAAACUUGUCUAAUCCGACAUCCCGUGGACCACAACAUAUUAGUCGGAAUAGACAGUGCAUAAAACAUACAUGUCUUUUCAGGUACUUGUCAUUAUAAAUCUGAAUGAGGCAUUAUGUUGGAUAAGACACUAUGUUGGGAUAUAUAUGUGUCGGAUUAGACAGGUUUCAUUGUAUUUAAACAUAGUCUCAUGCUUUGCUCAAUUUCAUGAACCCAUUUUUUCCUUUGCAUCAAGGUCUGACAACAUUAUGAUAGUAAGGACCAUUACAUGAUGUUUUUUUGGUUAUCGACAAUGCAUAGCGAAACAUUUUAAAAAUGAUGACGAAUCUCAACUAAUCGUACACUAAAUUCACACAGAUUUUUUUUCACGUUUGGUUAAUUUGUAUCAGGGUAAGUUCUUAGCUAGUAAAAGCACGAUCUGACAAAGUUCAUUGAUUUUACUACAUCCACUAGGCUUAUUCAGAAUGUGUUUAGUUUGUUCGUUCUUAGUUUAGAUGUUUAAGACAACAAUACAGCAACUGGAAAUGUAGAUAAUUUAUAACCGACAAUCAUAUCAAAAUUAUUACCUAAUGUCAAAACUUCCAUCGAUAAUCUUUAUAAAGGUCAUAAAGUUUGUCAGAUUAUGAUGUUGUGGAAAAUGGUUAAUGAAUUCAAGUUAUGAGAAAAAAUGGACCAUUUCGAAAGUCUAUUCUAUUCCAAUCUGUUGAUGCAAAAAUAUUACAUUAUGACGUCAGUUAGCAUUUGAUUUUUUUCAAUUUAAUAAUGUUUUACAAGAGAGGCAAAUGAAGUUUUUGUAAAAAAACAAAAGAAUACGCUAAAAACCUGGUUAACGAGGCUCAUACAAACUUGAGCUAUCAUAUUACAAAAGAAAAAUGAAAAAAAAACAGAAAAAAACUCCAUUAUGAUUUUAAGUUUUCGAAAUGGUUCAUUUUAUUUUUUGAUGCUUAACUUACCAACAGUACCUUUUGUCUUUGAGACAUUCGCAAUAAGUGUUUACCAUGUACUCAAAGUAUGUCUGGUAUGUGAUAUAUGCAAGAAUUUACAGAUUGUCAUUUUAUUUAUAACUGUGAUAGUUGAUUAUCUCCCCUUACAAAGGGUUUGUGAGUGCUGAAUACCAAAUAUUAACUGUUGUUUAAAUGUCGUUAAAACGUCGCUUAGACGUUCUUGUGUGUCGCAAGUAUGAUUGAGGUAUUGAAAGAAUGUGUUUUAGUGUUCCGACAAAUGAGAGUGAGCGAGAAAGUGCUAGUUAAGGAGAGAGAAAAAAAGAGGAGAAAGUUGUCCGAGUCUCGAUAUUCCGUAAACAGAUAGGAGAAAAAACCAAUUUACCGUUUUUCAUUGAUUUUAAAUCAAUGUGUUUUUAUUUAAUUAUUUCAUUAUAUAAACCUGUCAAUAGCAAUCAUCUUUUUAUUUAUAUACAGUGUAUAGAAAUUAUUAUCACUUUUUCCAAUCGAAUCGUUCUUUUAUAAUAAUACAUUAUCUUCAAAAUUUUCAACCUAUAGCAAAAAUGUUCUUGCUAUUGAUAAGCAGUAUAUAUAUUAAAAGAUUUUUAAAAAACGAAAGAAAAUACACAUACAAUUUCCACCGAUUUACUGGUAUAAUAAGAUUUUGAUUCGGUUGGUAAAUGAAAAAUACGAAAAUUCAAAUGUGUAAAA